This is a messenger RNA of Closterium sp. Yama58-4, 1521 nucleotides long. The record is from the annotation of a GenBank genome assembly. NCBI's taxonomy places the organism in Eukaryota, Viridiplantae, Streptophyta, Zygnematophyceae, Desmidiales, Closteriaceae.
AUGGCUGCCGUCGCUCCCAGCUGCUCGCUUCGUGCUUCCACUGUCCCAUCGACCGUCGCGGGCGUACACAGACGCCGUACGAAUGCCUGCCAUACCAUUCAACAACCGUCCACCAUUCUCCCCGCAAUUUCCGGCGUUUCCAGUCUCCGGUUGUCCGUCGCGCCCUCCACCCGCGUACUCCCCGCCCCCUCCUCUCAACACCGACACAGCCGCCAAUCCACCUACUCGCGCGUCGCGGUAAUCUCCGCUGCGGCAGCGAGCGACACUCCCGAGGACGCGUCGCCCGCUUCCUCGCCGUCAAACGCGCCGGUAGAACGAGUCCUCGUCGUCGGCGCAUCCGGCGGCGUGGGUCAGCUAUGCGUCGCGUCGCUCGUAGCUAAGAACCGAGCCGUUCGCGCAUUAGUUAGGAGUGUUGAGAAAGCCGAGUCGCUUUUCGCGGACGCGCCCGCGGAUCUGAUUCAGAUCGUGACCGCAGAUCUCCGCCAGCCUGGCACCAUCUCCCCCGCGCUCUUCACUGGAAUUUCCGCAGCGAUUGUCUGCGUCGGAACGACGGCGUUCCCAUCCAAACGGUGGGACGGAGACAACGGCCCGGAGCAAACAGGUGCGUUCCCAUUCCAUGCUCGUUGCGACAUUGCUGGUGUGCGGCGCGUUUUCGAUUACUGGGAUGGCGUGUGCUGGCCAUUGUUGGAAUUCUUUCGUUCCCGUCCAAACGGUGGGUCGGCGACAACGGCCCGGAGCAAACAGGUGCGUUCCCAUUCCAUGCUUGUUGCGAUCUUGUCCGGUGUGCUUUCGGUUAUUGGGAUGUGUUGUGGGCCAUUGGCGAUUCUUGCUUUCCUGUCCAAACGCUGGGACCAAGUCAAUGGGCUGGGCGAACGGACUACAUCGGAGUACCCUCUAGCGGCGCUCCCCCAUGACCUGUCCCGCAUUGUCUUGGUCUUAUCAGCCGGCGUCAAGCGCUACAACCAGCUGCCCUACUCCAUCCAUUCAUUUCCUCACAUGCUCAUGUCACCCUCUUCCUCCCCUCUCCCUUUCGCCAGAUUAUGUCGGAACUACAUCGGGGUGAAGAACCUCCUAGCGGCUCUUCCUAAAGACCUGUCUCGCAUCGUCUUCGUCUCAUCAGCCGGUGUCGAGCGCUACAGCCAGCUGCCCUACUCCAUUCUCAACCUCUUCGGGGUUCUCAAGUACAAAAAAAUGGCUGAAGACCUCGUAAAAUCCUCGGGCAUCCCGUACACUAUCCUGCGCCCGGGCAGGCUCACAGACGGACCCUACACCAGUUACGACCUGAACACGCUGCUCAAGGCAACAGCCGGGAUGAGAAAGGCGGUGGAGGUGAGGAGAGGGAGCGAUACGUUUUCAGGGGAGACGAGCCGAGUGGUGCUGGCAGAGGGGUGUGUGCAGGCGCUGGGAUUGAAGGCGGCUGAAAACGAGGUGUUUGAGAUGCUGUCAGUGGAAGGGGAGGGCCCGGGCGGGGAUGAGAGUGCAUGGGAGAAGAUUUUUGCAUCUGCUCCUGCUGGCAAGUGA